AUGUCACUGGAUGCUUUACAUUUGGUUUGUGAGUACAUGAGUCCAGCUGGACGGCUUAAUCUAGCUCAAACCAGCACCGGAGUAUGCAACGAACUAACAAGGUGGGAAGAUGUGCACAGCUUGCUACUCGGCGAUACCAAAGUUUUGAUGGCAGGUGAAGUGUUUCGUCAUAAAAUCGAUAUCGGAAGGGACCUAGCACUCUUUCCAAUUACACUGCGUCACGUAGUUCUUACUGGCAUCGUACUAUCCCGACCGCUUAUGGACACCAUUCUCACCCUCACCAACCUGCGACAUUUUGAUGCGAUUGGAUGCGUAAUCGACACGAAUUUGGGUGCUGAUUAUGUGGAGAAGUUGGCUCAACUAUCAAAUCUUGACGAAAUGAGUAUGCCGCCAUCAAUGUUCUCGUUUUCCGUCAGAGAAGAAAACAAGAUCAAAUUUUCUAUGAGGAAAUUGCGUUUGUCGAGAUUGUCCCUCUUCAUGGAGCAAUUUGACGAGGAUACAUUUUUUGAGCAACUCGAAACGAUAAUGCCCAAAAAACUUAAAACCCUCAUCCUUUAUGGAAACUAUUUCCCUCUAAAGAAGUCUAAAAAGUAUGCAGUCACUCAUAUUUUUGUGAAUCAGUUCGCUAAUUUCACAGAUCGCUUUCGGUUCAAUGGUAAUACAAGUCAGAAGUCAGUGGUGGAUGAGAGAAGAAUGCCUUCUGAUGUCACAUCUUGUACGAAACUUUCCGUAUAG
Messenger RNA from Angiostrongylus costaricensis, 735 nucleotides. NCBI's taxonomy places the organism in Eukaryota, Metazoa, Nematoda, Chromadorea, Rhabditida, Metastrongylidae. The record is from the annotation of a GenBank genome assembly.